UAUAACAUCUAUUGGAGAGGAAGGGGAAGAGAAGAAGCAAGAGUUAGAGAAGGGCCUUGGGCUCUCUUUUCUCCUUUGUACUCCCAAAAAACAGAAGAAGGGGGAAAAAAUUCUGCAGCUUUUGUGUCACACUAAUUUCCUGCAAACCAAAGCGGCUAUAUAACUUCGCAUAAAAAUGGGUGAAGAGCAAAAGGAAGAGGAGCAAAAGGAACAAGAAGAGAAGAAGGCAGAGGGUGCCGAGGAGAAUAAAGAAGAAGAGAAGAAAGAGGAGAAGAAGGAAGAAGAGACACCAGAGGUAGUGCUCAAAGUGGACAUGCACUGUGAGGGCUGUGCAAAAAAAGUUGAAAGGUCUCUGAGGCGAUUUGAAGGUAUUGAAGAUGUGAAGACAGAUAGCAGAUCCAGGACAGUGGUGGUGAAAGGAAAGGGAGCAGACCCAAUAAAAGUAUGUGAGAGGAUUCAGAAGAAGACUGGCAAGAGGGUGGAACUAAUCUCUCCCCUUCCUAAGCCUUCCGAGGAGGAGAAGAAAGAGGAACCCCCGCAAGAAGAAAAGAAGGAAGAGCCAAAGGCGAUUACAGUCGUAUUGAAAGUCCGAAUGCAUUGUGAUGCAUGUGCACAAGUUUUACAGAGGCGGAUAAAAAAGAUGGAUGGUGUGGAGUCAGUGGUGACAGACCUGCCAAACGAUCAAGUCAUUGUUAAAGGCAUGAUAGACCCAGUAAAAUUGGUGGAGAAUGUGUAUAGACGAACCAGAAAGCAAGCUUCAAUAGUGCAAGGUGAGGAAAAGAAGGAAGAAGAGAAGAAAGAAGAGAAGAAGGAAGAGGAGAAGGAAGAGAAAGGUGAAGGUGAAAAGAAAGAAGAGAAAGAAAAUGGAGAAGAUGACAAGAAGAUUGAUGUUAAAAAAUAUGAAUAUUGGCCUCUUAGAUACUCUGUUGAGUAUGCAUACCCACCUCAAAUUUUCAGUGAUGAGAAUCCAAAUGCUUGCACCAUUAUGUAACCAAAGAAUGUGAACUUAAAAUGUUUUGCUAAGUUAUAUUUUGUAUGCAUAUGUGUGCUAGUGCAUAUUUUAGUGGCUAGUGGGGAAAAUAUUAAGCUAUAUUUCUUGAUCU
This is a messenger RNA of Phoenix dactylifera (date palm), 1103 nucleotides long. The record is from RefSeq and is a predicted model, not a curated record. NCBI's taxonomy places the organism in Eukaryota, Viridiplantae, Streptophyta, Magnoliopsida, Arecales, Arecaceae.